CUCUCCUGCGUGGGAACAGUCCACCUGCCCGUUGACGAUAUGAAAAGACUAGAAAAACUGGUGCCUGACGCACAUGUGGCCCCUAAACGGUCCGGACACACAGGCGAGAUGAGGGGCCUCUGGCUGGUGUUGGUGCUCGUGGCCACGGCUAAAGCUGAGAGGGUUUUCACUGGAGAUCAGGUCAUCAGGGUCAAUGUGCAGUCUGAGGAAGACAUCCAACUCCUGCAGGCUCUGGAGACCCAACAGGCGUGGGAGCUGGACUUUUGGCUCCACCCGGUCUCCACUGAGCUUCCUGUCGACAUCCGAGUGCCCAGCUCCAGUUUGAGCUCCGUCGGGGAGUACCUCAAUGCCCACGGCAUCUCCUUCACUGUCCUGAUCGAAAACCUUCAGGAGGUUCUUGAUGAGGAGAGAGCUGAGAUGGAGCAGAACCAGAUGAAGGAGCGCAGCACCAGGAGCUUCAACUUUGGAGCCUAUCAUCCUCUGGAGACCAUCUACGGAUGGAUGGACACCCUGGUGGCUCAGCACCCUAACCUGGUCACCAAGCAGGAAAUUGGGAGAUCCUAUGAGAACAGGCCCAUGUAUGUGCUCAAGUUCAGCACUGGCGGCCACAAGCGUCCAGCUAUCUGGAUCGACACGGGAAUCCACUCCAGAGAAUGGGUGUCUCAGGCCACCGGAGUGUGGACAGCCAACAAGAUUGCCACUGAUUACGGUACAGACGCCUCCCUGACCUCCCUCCUGAACUCCAUGGACGUUUACAUGCUGAUCCUGGCCAACCCUGACGGCUAUGCUUACACCCACACCAAUAACCGCAUGUGGCGUAAGACUCGCUCCAAGAUCUCCGGCUCCAGGUGCCGAGGAGUCGAUCCCAACAGGAACUGGGACGCCGGCUUUGGCGGUCCCGGUUCCAGUAAGAACCCCUGCUCCGAUUCCUACCACGGCCCCUCGGCUAACUCUGAGAUCGAGGUGAAGAACGUGGUGAACCUGAUCAGGGGCCACGGCAACUUCAAGUCCUUCAUCUCUGUCCACUCCUACUCCCAGCUGCUCAUGUACCCACACGGUUAUUCCUGCAGGAGCGUGCGCGAUCAGCCUGAGCUGGACUCCGUGGGCAGAGCUGCAGUGCAGAAACUCACCUCUCUCUACGGCACCAGGUACAAAGUUGGAAGCAUCUGCAAAAUCAUCUAUCAAGCCAGUGGCGGCAGCAUUGACUGGACCUAUGAUAUAGGCAUCAAAUACUCCUUCGCCUUCGAGCUGAGGGACACCGGUCGCUACGGUUUCAUCCUGCCGGCCAAUCAGAUCAUCCCCACCGCCUCCGAGACCUGGCUAGCCCUGAAACACCUCAUGGAGUACGUCCGUGACCAUCCUUACUGAUGGCUCUAACCACGAUUGGAAGAUCAAGUUUCAAAUCAAAUGAAAUUUGUGGAACAUCAUUACUCGUCAUCCUACGCUGAUUUAUGAUAUCUGACUUCAAUAUUGGCCAAUAAAGUC
Messenger RNA from Xiphias gladius (swordfish), 1485 nucleotides. RefSeq names its product carboxypeptidase A4 (gene cpa4). The annotation marks the transcript as partial. The record is from RefSeq and is a predicted model, not a curated record. The transcript is spliced from 11 exons. Gene Ontology annotation, biological process: proteolysis. NCBI's taxonomy places the organism in Eukaryota, Metazoa, Chordata, Actinopteri, Istiophoriformes, Xiphiidae. Gene Ontology annotation, molecular function: metallocarboxypeptidase activity; zinc ion binding.